Molecule: messenger RNA, 2397 nt
Organism: Endocarpon pusillum Z07020
Lineage: Eukaryota; Fungi; Ascomycota; Eurotiomycetes; Verrucariales; Verrucariaceae
Exons: 1
Coding region: 1-2397 (798 amino acids)
Molecular function (GO): flavin adenine dinucleotide binding; long-chain-alcohol oxidase activity
Source: RefSeq, a predicted model, not a curated record
AUGGAACAGCCCACUGCGUCAAUGCUGGCCGCCCUGGAAACACCUCUGGCUUCUCUGCCAGCAGAUGAAGUCUUUACUCCUGAGCAAUGGGAAAUCCUCAUUGGGAUACUCGACACCUUCGUGCCUUCAAUCACUAACUCACAAUCAGAGAAAGAGUCGAAGCUCUGCGUAGGGGGUGCUGAAUACGCGGAAGCGACUCUAUCCAUACAGGAUCUCAUACCGUCUUCCGCCGACCCAUUUCUCAUUCCUAUCUAUCUAUCUGAGUCAGCUAGCUCAAUUCAGGCAUUUCGGCCCUCAUUACAACGCUUGUUCUGUCGAUCUGUACCCGCCGAACAGCUCAAAGGCCUUCGUUUCAUUCUUUCAAGUCUUUCCACACGAGCUGGAUCCCUUCUCUUAACAGGUUCGACGACCCUUUUCCAUCUUCAACCACCAACCGCCCGCGAGCAAAUCCUGAUCAGUUGGUCCAAGUCGUAUCUGCCAAUUCUACGCUCUCUUUUCCGCUCCUUUGCGUUUAUCGCUAAGACAACCUGGAUUUCGCUCUCUCCAACCCUGCCAGAGGUAAUUGGCUUUCCUGCUGUUCCCAGGCAUGGGAAACGAGGUGAAGAUUACUCUUAUGAGUUCUUGGACUUCUCCUCGCCGGAUUCCCCUUCCUCCAUCGAGACAGAUGUGAUCAUUGUGGGUUCUGGCUGCGGUGCGGGAGUCUGCGCAAAGAACCUUGCUGAAGCUGGGAUUUCGGUGCUCGUCGCAGAGAAAGGCUAUUACUUCCCAUCCACCCACUAUCCUAUGAAGAGCAAUGAUGCCAAUGCAAAUCUUAUGGAGAAGACGGCCGUAUUGGCCGGAUCCUGCUUUGGUGGAGGAGGCACUGUAAACUGGAGUGCAAGCUUACAGCCGCAGCAUUAUGUGAGGCAGGAAUGGGCGGAUCAAGGUUUGCCUUUCUUUACUUCUGGAGAGUUCCAGAAAUGUUUAGACAAGGUAUGUGGAGAAAUGGGCGUUGCUACUAAAGGGAUACAGCACAAUUUUGCCAACAGAUCGUUGCUUGAGGGGAGCAGGAAGCUGGGAUACCACGCCAAAGAAGUGCCUCAGAAUACAGGUGGCAAGGAGCAUUACUGCGGUUACUGCACAUACGGUUGUGCGGGUGCUACCAAGAAUGGACCUGCGGUGUGCUUCUUUCCUGCUGCCGCGAAAGCCGGUGCCAAGUUCAUCCAAGGAUUCGAUGUCAGACAAGUUCACUUUCAUGAAAGUGAUGGGAAGAAGAUUGCAGUGGGAGUCAAUGGAUUGUGGACGCAAAAGGGUGGCGAGAAGAAGCUGAAAAUUACAGUGAAGGCCAAAAAGGUCGUGAUAUGUGCCGGCACUUUGAACUCUCCGUUACUGCUUAUGAGAAGCGGUCUCAAAAACCCCAACAUUGGACGAAAUCUCCACCUACACCCAGCAACAAUUGUAUGCGCCAGGUUUGAAGAAACGGUCAAUCCAUGGGAAGGUAUGAAUACGAACCUCUUGACCCUUUUCUCUCCGCCCUCCUUUCCCUUGUCGUUGAGUAUGAAGAAAAUCUCUGAUCUAACAAAAACCCGUCUCUUUUCUUUUCCAGGCUCAAUCCUAACCUCCGCUUGCACGUCAUUCGAGGACCUUGACUCCGCCGGUCACGGCUGCAAAAUCGAAUGUCAAACCGCCGUCCCAACGUACAUUCUCCCCUUCUACCCCUGGCAGCAGCCCCCUUCCUCUAGUAGCAAUAUCAGUCCAGCUCUAGCCUUCAAGACCCGCUGUGCGUCCUUUCACCACUCCAUCGCCUAUGUCGUCUUCGCCCGCGACCGCGACACUGGGUCUGUGUACCCGGACCCCACCGACGGUCGCAUUCGCAUCAAAUACACCACCUCCCGCUUUGACACGAAUAACUUGGUUGAAGGCGUGAUCGCCGCGGCCAAGAUCGCAUUCGUUAUGGGUGCGGAAGAGGUGUCUGCCAUGCAUCCUGACCUCCCCAUUUUCGUCCGUACCCCACAACAAAACCGACCAACUGCGUCAGAAAAUGGCAUUGCGGCAACACCAGCAGCAGCAGCAGCAGCAGGAGAAUCUAUUGACGAGGGGAUCAACAAUCCCGCCUUUCAAGACUGGCUGGCCCUCAUCCGUCGAACCGGCAUCAGCACUCCAGAUCCAUGCCUCGUCGGAUCCGCACACCAGAUGGGCACCUGUAGAAUGAGCGCUGAUGCUAAGAAUGGUGUGGUAGAUCCGAGGGGAAAGGUAUGGGGCGUAGACGAAGGACUGUAUGUCGCGGAUGCGAGCGUAUUUCCUAGUGCCAGCGGCGUGAACCCAAUGGUCACGAACAUGGGGAUCGCGGAGUGGAUCAGUCGGGGUAUUAUCCGGGAAGGGAAGAAGGGAAGUGGGCAAGGGGUAGGAGAGAGGUGA